Leguminivora glycinivorella is the source of this 744-nucleotide messenger RNA. RefSeq lists its product as uncharacterized. The record is from RefSeq and is a predicted model, not a curated record. The coding region runs from base 83 to 655 and encodes 190 amino acids. NCBI's taxonomy places the organism in Eukaryota, Metazoa, Arthropoda, Insecta, Lepidoptera, Tortricidae. The transcript has 4 exons.
CCUUUAAUAAACAGAGGCUCAGUCGAAAGUUGAAAGAGUACGAAAACAUACACGUUUCUUAACGUCUGGUAAAUUGUUUAAAAUGCAGAAUGAAAAUAGUUCAGUACACAAGAAGUCAGAGAUAAGACAUUGCUGCUGUUGUUUAAGUCCCAGGAUUGAGGUUAUAAUUUGGGCUUGUAUCAGUUUGAGUUCCACCGCCUGUAUGGUAAUAAUCAUGUUUUUGGGAAUAAUAUUUGUUGACAGUGCGUCUGGAUAUCACUUCUCUGCGUUUGAUGAAAUUAAACUGUUGAUAUUAUUCUCUUCGGCGUUACUAACUGACAUAGUGUACAACAUGUUUGUUGUUGUAGCUUCUCUUGGGAAAAAAGUGAAGCUGCUCAAGAUUUCUCUAUACUUUGGCGCCAUAAUGUGUGUCAUAUUAUGUGCCGUCACGGCACUUUCAUAUGAACCAUCAGGUUUACUACACUUGUUUGAAGGGCUAAGAUACAUUUUGACAGUUUUUGUCGUAAUAAUUGUAGUUAUUCGAUGCUACAUGCUCCUAAUAAUACGCGGCGUGAUGAUGAAUCUUCGAGUACAAGACCGAAAACAAUUUGGAUACAUUGACUUGCAGGAGACAAUGGAGAAAAAAAACCAGCAAACUUCCAAUUUAAAACCCUGAAGAUAUACAGCGUGGGGCCUGUAACAAAGGCGAAGAAUUGAACUCUAGGCUAUUCUCCUUAUACUGAUCAACAUUUGGUCGGCGACUUU